Molecule: messenger RNA, 906 nt
Organism: Ilyonectria robusta
Lineage: Eukaryota; Fungi; Ascomycota; Sordariomycetes; Hypocreales; Nectriaceae
Exons: 1
Coding region: 1-906 (301 amino acids)
Molecular function (GO): protein dimerization activity
Source: RefSeq, a predicted model, not a curated record
AUGGAACGAUUACCACUACCUGCUGCUGAGGCGCCGCUGAUGGAAUACGACCUUGAUCUCGAGGAAUUCAAUUGGGACCAAGAGAGGUGCUUGACAACGGCGAAACAAACACUAGCCCCGUUUUAUGCUGCCCCCAAACAAAAUUGCCCCAUCAAGCCCACCGAGUCUGCUUCCCUCUCCGUCGACAGCUUCUCUCCGCCGACAGCUAGCUUCACAUCUCCUGAUAUCUUCAGCAGCGAUGAAUCGUUGCUGUACGACUCCUUCCCGAUGACCCCUUCUGAGAUCGGGUCCAUUCCUUUUCUACCUUACAGCGUCUCCCCAACUGUCAUCCCUAAAUCCGCAGGCGGGAUGGGAGGGCUGUGCAACAAUGACGACGACUGCGACAUCAUCGACCAAAGGCAAGCCAAACAAAAGUAUACCGUCAAUUCCAAGAACCUGAACCCACAUGGCAAGAAGCGACCGUCCCCGACGAGCCAAGAGACAGAACAACCACCUGCGUCCCAGCCACAAAAUGGCAACAUGGACGCUAGCGCUGAGAUACGCACCGGCAUCAAGUUGCGCACCGCAUCUCGCAAGCCUAAGAAGCCAUCAUCCAAAAAACUGGGCAGCAACAAGGUUCCUUUCUCACCGUCAGUAGCACAGCCACGCCACAGCCAUAACCUGGCCGAGAAGCAGUACCGGAACCGACUAAACCAACAGUUCAACAACUUGCUCGCCGCACUGCCGGCACCGCAGUCGGAGGAUUGCGACCGCCACGACAUCGGCGACCGAUGUCUCAGCAAAGCUGGAGUGCUGGACCGUGCGAGGCAGCGCAUCAAGUUGCUGGAGAGAGAAAACCAAGUGCUGGUCAAGGAGCGAGACAAGUUGAUGAAGAACAUCAAUUUAAUGCAGGAAACGGUAAAAUGA